This is a messenger RNA of Paracoccidioides brasiliensis Pb18, 432 nucleotides long. RefSeq lists its product as uncharacterized. The coding region runs from base 1 to 432 and encodes 143 amino acids. The transcript has a single exon. The record is from RefSeq and is a predicted model, not a curated record.
AUGGAUGUUGCCCUCAAACUUAGGAGCCGCAAAUAUACUCCGCUUAUUCCAACAACCUAUGCUUCUUUGGAUGAUGCAAAAUCUCGCGGAUUUGAAGCCGAGAGGCCGGAUUUGGCCUCUUAUGGGUUCCCCGUUUCCCCUCCUUGUCUUUUAUCGUCUCGAGGCCUUCAUCAGGUUGUCCACAGUUUAACGUGGCGCUGCAAGAAGGGCCUGCGUGUGAGAGAAACGAGAAUUCUUGAUGGAAAUAAAAUGGGACAGGUCCGUUCGCUCUCUGGUGUCCUUACACGUUCCCGACGAUCCGUCGGACUUCCAGCAAGGAAUCGUUCGUCCACAAACCCUGCGACGGGGAAAACGGGAUGGAAAGUUAGAGCAAUUAAGCAAAGUGUAACCCGUAAAAAGAAUAGGGGUGUGCUAGCACUCCGGAUAGAAUAG